Messenger RNA from Macrobrachium nipponense, 1239 nucleotides. RefSeq names its product cuticle protein 6-like. NCBI's taxonomy places the organism in Eukaryota, Metazoa, Arthropoda, Malacostraca, Decapoda, Palaemonidae. Gene Ontology annotation, cellular component: chitin-based extracellular matrix. Gene Ontology annotation, molecular function: structural constituent of chitin-based larval cuticle. The record is from RefSeq and is a predicted model, not a curated record. The coding region runs from base 411 to 839 and encodes 142 amino acids. The transcript is spliced from 2 exons.
UUUGCAGUUUCCUUCUUUGUCUGCCAAUGGGUGCGAGGAAUGGUACUAGAGGGGGAAGGGUGAAGACUUAUGGGGAGGAUGUAAUGUAUAAAUGCUCUUGGCCACACCUGAAUGACUGCAGACAACUUCUCACGGCCUUACGGCAACUACGAUGAUCACGAAGGCAGUUUUCGUCUUGGCCCUUGCUUUGGGAGGGAGUGCCCAGUUGACGGAAUUGGGUGCUGAUGACCAUUUCUAUUUUCCUAAAUAUCCCGAGGGAAUUUCUCAGCACCAAGUAUCCGAGAUCUUCCAGAUAGCCCUUCCACAAGCACAGACUCCAGCACAAGCAUACCAACCACAAACAUACCAAGAGCUGGAAUACCACCCUCAAGCACUCCAACCUCCGGUAUACCAUUACCAAGACCUCGACUAUGACUACGAUUCGUAUGCAAACUCAGGUGGCUUCGGGGGUCAUCACACAUCACCGCUUUCUUACAACGGCAUCCGGGUACCAGGUCGCUGACGACUACGGGCAAUACGCCUUCGGGUUCAGUGGCGGCGACAGCGCCAGAACGGAGACUCGCGAUGCCUACGGGAACGUCCGAGGGUCUUACAACUACAUCGACACCGACGGGAAGCUGCAGACGCAGCACUACGUGGCUGAUAAAAAUGGCUUUCGCGUGGUCGCCAGUAAUAUCCCUGAAGGCCCACAGGCUCUGACGGCACAGGACGCUCCUGCGGCUGCCCUGCCCCCCAGCCCCGUGAAGGAUACCCCAGAGGUAGCUGCUGCGAAGGCGGCCUUUGCUAAGGCCUAUAAUGAGGCAGCCCUGGCUGCUGCCGAAGCUCCAGAUACGAAAUGAUUAGAUGAUUGGACUGCACUAAGUAGUCUGAUUAGCUACGAUUAUCGUUAACUGGAUGAUGCAUAUUUCGCUUUCAUUAUCAUUAUCAUCAUCAUUCGUAUCAUUGCCGUGAAUUAAUAUAAUUGUGGAAGUUGCUUCAUGCCAAGAAUUACUGUUAAGUCUGCAGUUUGACUGCUAUUUUUCAUACAAUCUAUACAUAACCAUGCAGUUCCCACUGCAUCAACGUAUAUUACACAUGUUUAUACACGUUCAGUAUAUACUGUGUGUGUGUGUGUGAACAAAAAAAUUUAUAUUGUGGUUUAGAAACGCUGUCUUUGUAAACGUUUUGUUAUUUGCCUAAUAAUAGGGUCAGAAGAUUUUGGUAUAUCGGUACUAUAUCAAUAGAACACCAGUAGUAAAA